Molecule: messenger RNA, 2825 nt
Organism: Neolamprologus brichardi
Lineage: Eukaryota; Metazoa; Chordata; Actinopteri; Cichliformes; Cichlidae
Gene: chata
Product: choline O-acetyltransferase a
Biological process (GO): neuromuscular synaptic transmission; acetylcholine biosynthetic process
Cellular component (GO): cytoplasm; neuron projection
Molecular function (GO): choline O-acetyltransferase activity
Source: RefSeq, a predicted model, not a curated record
AGUUGUGCUCAUGCCGUGUAGGCAAUUGAAAGAUGCUUAAAAUGAAGGAUCGAAGCAGUGACAUUUUAAAGAAAUUCUGUUAUAAACGGAUUCAAGUAAAGAUGGACCAACUAAAACUACCUUCUUGAGCUCCAGGAGGAGAGGGUGUUUUUUCCCUCGCUGCCGAAUGACAGGAAGAGAGAGAGACGUUAGAAUACGUUGUACUACGGCAUCAUCCCGGGAGCGGACGGAGGGGGUCAGUCGUUGGAAUGGGCAUGCGCAGGCAGAUCGCGCGAGCGGUGGGCCUUGAACUUUCUAAGGGAAAAACACUUUCUCACGACCGGUGACAGCGAAGCGGAUAACAGUCUUGAGCACCUGCUGGUCUUUGAAGAUCUGGAUUCUGGGAGACUGUUGGAAAAGAGAGUUCCUCUUGUGACUCCACCUGCUUGAUUGCCCUUCUACACCGCCAACAUGCCAGUUGUCGACCGAGACGCCUCCGAAGAUUCAGGGGGCCGAGAUGCUCUGCCAAAGCUGCCGGUGCCCAACCUGAAAGACACACUAGACAGAUACCUGAGGUGCAUGAAGCACCUGCUCACAGAAGAACAGUUCAACAAGACGCAAAACAUAGUGACGCAGUUUGGAGCCCCUGGAGGAGUGGGGGAGCUACUACAGAGCAAACUCACGGAGAGGAGCGAAAACGCGGCAAACUGGGUUUAUGACUACUGGCUGAAUGAUAUGUACCUGAACAACAGACUUGCUCUACCUGUCAACUCAAGUCCUGCAAUGGUCUUCCCACAGCAGAACUUCAAGGCUCCUAUUGACUCUUUAAGAUUUGCUGCACACUUAAUAUCUGGAGUUUUGGAGUACAAGACUCACCUUGAUGACCGUGACCUGCCUGUGGACUAUGCCCGGGGCCAGCUGGCAGGAACGCGUCUGUGUAUGGAGCAGUAUUAUCGUCUCUUCACCUCCUACCGUCUGCCAGGACCUGAGAGGGACACUCUCGUAGCACAGGAGAGUAGCGUGAUGCCAGAACCUGAACAUAUCAUCGUGGCGUGCAAAAACCAGUUCUUUGUGCUGGAUGUGAUGAUCAACUUCCGGCAACUGAAUCAAAGAGAUUUGUUGACUCAGCUGGAGAAGAUUGUCAAGAUGGCUGACAACGAAGAAGAGCAGCUCCCUCCUAUAGGGCUUCUCACUUCAGAUGGACGGACAGAGUGGGCUGAGUCUCGUAGUGUGCUAAUGAGAGAGUCUACCAACAGGGACUCGCUGGACAUGAUUGAGCGUUGUCUGUGUCUCGUCUGUCUGGACGACGCAAGUGGACCUGAACUUAGUGACACCCAACGAGCCAUGUUGAUGCUGCAUGGAGGUGGAUUGACAAAGAAUGGAGGCAACCGCUGGUAUGAUAAGCCAAUGCAGUUUAUUGUAGGAGCUGAUGGCUGCUGUGGAGUCGUGUGUGAACACUCUGCAUUUGAAGGAAUUGUCCUUGUGCAGUGCACAGAGUAUCUCCUCAAAUGCAUGAUUGGGAGUCCAUCAAAGCUGAUCAGAGCUGCAAGUGUGAGCGAGCUGCCCGCGCCACGCAGACUCCGCUGGAAAUGCACUCCUGAAAUUCACAAGCUCAUCACAUCUGCUGCUGAUAAACUCCAGAGAAUGGUAAAGAAUCUGGAUAUAAAUGUCCACAAGUUCCAUGAUUACGGGAAAGGGUUUAUCAAGAAGCAGAAGAUGAGUCCAGAUGCCUACAUCCAGCUUGCUCUUCAGUUAGGCUUCUACAGGUGUCAUGGCAGACCGGUGUCCACCUAUGAGAGUGCUUCUCUACGUCGUUUUCAGCAAGGCAGAGUAGACAACAUUCGCUCAGCAACACCUGAAGCCUUUGCCUUUGUCAAAGCAAUGACUGAAGGGAAAAACAGCACAAGUGACACAGAAAAGAUGGAACUGUUGAAAGGAGCCAUAACUGCACAGACCAGUUAUACACGUCUGGCUAUUACAGGGAUGGCAAUAGACAAUCACCUACUAGGGCUGCGUGAAAUUGCACAUGAAAUGAAGAUGGGGAAGCUCGAAAUGUUCAAAGACGAAGCCUAUCUCAUCAGUAAUCAGUUUGUUCUCUCUACAAGUCAGGUUCCCACUACUGUUGAAAUGUUCUGCUGCUAUGGACCCGUGGUUCCAAACGGAUACGGCGUGUGCUACAACCCUCAGUCAGACCAUAUUAUCUUCUCCGUGUCCAGUUUCCAUGAGAGCCAACAGACAUGUUCAGCAGAAUUUGUAAAGUGCUUGGCGCAGGGACUUCGGGACAUAAGGGAUCUGUGCGAUAAAUGCAACGCUGACUGCGCUGCCACAGAGGAAAGAAAGGGCCAGACACAGAAGGCACACACACAGACCGAAACAAAGUGGGAGGAAAAACCCCCCCAGAGACCAUCUGAUUUGACUAAAAACAAGCAAACAGUCCCACAGGUUCUGGUGAAGACAACAGACCAGAGUAGCGUGGAGGCCCAAACUCAGACGCUACCACACGGAGAGGCACAGCCUCUGAGAAAAAUGAGUAAAUCAUAGGAAACUGUCAGUGCCUGUGGUAAUAGUGGUGAUGUGAUAUUAAAUGUGUUUUCUGUGCUGCAAUAAUGUAUUAGUAAGUCAAUUUUAAAAUAUACACUGUACAAGCUGUGAUACAAAAUGUCAUGUAUAUAUUUAUUGUUGUAGAGGAUGCUUUUUCCAGGAAUUGAAAUGUGGCUACUACAGGAUACAUGUAGCUGAGAGUUAGUGCCAGACGAAUGGGUAAACCUGAAAAUGAAUCAGCCAAAGAAAGAAGUUUAUUUAUUGCUGACCAACAGGCCUUAGAGUAAGGUUAGUGGGAAAUAUUG